Brassica napus (rape) is the source of this 2038-nucleotide messenger RNA. RefSeq names its product calmodulin-binding transcription activator 5-like. Lineage: Eukaryota; Viridiplantae; Streptophyta; Magnoliopsida; Brassicales; Brassicaceae. Gene Ontology annotation, cellular component: nucleus. Bases 830 to 1726 code for a protein of 298 amino acids. The transcript has 4 exons. Gene Ontology annotation, biological process: regulation of transcription by RNA polymerase II. Gene Ontology annotation, molecular function: protein binding; double-stranded DNA binding; transcription coregulator activity. The record is from RefSeq and is a predicted model, not a curated record.
CUCUCUCUCUCUCUCUCUCUAUCAAUCCUCUCCCUUCUCUCUAGAAUUUCUACGUUUGCUUUGCUGGUUUACCGACUCCGGCUGCUCCCUUAGAGCCGGAGUCGGGUCUUUGCCUUUUGUUUUUUUUUGUCUUUUGGUUCGAUUCUCUAGGGAAAUCCUAUGAUUUUCUCUUGUUCUUCUCAUCGGGUGGAAUAAUCAAUAUUCUGUUCUUGUACUUUCCAAAGGGAUCAAGAGGUUUUAGUUGAUCUUGCUAAGUGUGAAUCGAUCUUUGAUUCUUGAUCUACCUAGUUGAAGCGGGUGGGGUUUUAUUAACCCUCAGAUCUGUUUUUGUCAUAGAAACCUGGUGUUGAAUCGUUUGAAUGAUUUUCAUGUUGGCUUUGAGCUUUCUUUAGCUCACAUAUGGUCUCAAUCUUUGACCUUCUCUGUCUCUCGAGCAAGGUUGAACUUGUUUGUGAGUUGUCUCGUUCCUUGUCAUUUCCUUUAAGAUCUGAUCGAGAUCUUCUCUUCCGUCAAUCUUCAAAUGGCGUUCCUUCUCUGUCUCCGCCAUUCUUGUCGAUUGACUUAUGAACUUAAAUUGUUCUGUCUCCUGGAAGAUGAAGCUUUGUUCUCAAAUUGCUGAGUUAUUCACUAAAGGAGGAGUCACAAGCCGAAGGUUCUAUCCAUGGUUGAUUACCUUGCCUUGUCUCGUUCAAAGGGGCUUCAAGGAAGUCUACAUGCUUUGUUAUUCUCAUUUUGUUUGGGUUUCUUUUGAUCUGGUUAUCGUUCUUCUAGUUUAGAUUUUUUAAUUUAAAGGUUCUUUGUCGGUUGUUUUGUUUUCUCCUUGUCUCUCAUGUGUGGGCUGUUGUCUCCGGGAACCUGUGUUUGGGAGAAAAUGGUGGCUGCUCUUCUGUCUGCCGGGGCAAGGCCUAACUUGGUGACAGACCCGACUAAGGAAUACCUCGGCGGCUGCACAGCGGCUGAUAUUGCACAGCAGAAAGGUUACGAGGGUUUAGCAGCUUUUCUUGCAGAGAAAUGUCUUGUAGCACAGUUCAGAGACAUGAAAAUGGCUGGAAACAUCAGUGGUAACCUUGAGGGCGUCAAAGCAGAGACGUCAACAAACCCGGGGCAUUCAAAUGAAGAGGAGCAGAGCCUGAAGGACACUCUGGCGGCAUACAGAACCGCUGCAGAGGCGGCUGCACGGAUCCAGGGGGCGUUCAGAGAGCACGAGCUCAAAGUCAGGUCAAAGGCGGUGCGGUUUGCUAGCAAAGAAGAAGAGGCCAAAAACAUAAUAGCCGCUAUGAAGAUUCAGCAUGCGUUUCGAAAUUACGAGACUCGUAGGAAGAUUGCAGCCGCUGCUCGGAUUCAGUACAGGUUCCAAACAUGGAAAAUGAGGCGGGAGUUUUUGAACAUGCGGAAAAAGGCAAUUAAGAUCCAGGCUGUGUUUAGGGGGUUCCAAGUAAGAAGACAGUACCAGAAGAUAACAUGGUCGGUGGGAGUUCUUGAGAAGGCGAUUCUGAGGUGGAGACUCAAGAGAAGAGGAUUCAGAGGGCUUCAGGUUAGCCAACCUGAGGAGAAGGAAGGCACUGAAGCGGUGGAGGAUUUCUACAAGACAAGCCAGAAACAAGCAGAGGAUCGGCUAGAGAGAUCAGUGGUUCGAGUCCAGGCCAUGUUCCGGUCCAAGAAGGCUCAGCAAGAUUACAGAAGGAUGAAACUGGCUCAUGAAGAAGCUCAGCUGGGUAUGAUGUGAUGCAAGAGCUUGAUCAGAUGGCAUGGAGAGCUGAAUUUCAUAGUAAGGAGAAGUGUUGUGGUACUAUUAGUAAAUAUGUGUAAAUGACAAGGGGUAAUUUCGUCUUUUUGAAGCUGUUUUCAGAAAAGAAGUUUCAACGGUAUCAUGGUAAGAUCAAUCCUGGAGGUGGGAGAUUUUGCUUAGAGAUGUCUUGUCAUAAGUCUUUGUUUGGUAGACGGUGUUAGUUUUUGUAAUGCGUUAUGUGACUUAUAUGUUCAAUAACAAUAUAUAAGAUAUAAUAAGAAGACAAAGAAAAAGGCAAAAUACGUGAAA